Messenger RNA from Guyanagaster necrorhizus, 699 nucleotides. RefSeq lists its product as uncharacterized. The transcript has 2 exons. NCBI's taxonomy places the organism in Eukaryota, Fungi, Basidiomycota, Agaricomycetes, Agaricales, Physalacriaceae. The coding region runs from base 390 to 695 and encodes 101 amino acids. The record is from RefSeq and is a predicted model, not a curated record.
UGGUUCCUGUGGUUACGAUUCUAUCACUUUGACUGACCACACGCAACAACUCUGUUCUUGAAUUGUGGUUUCAUACUACAUUCCAAACUUGUUUCCCAGCUUCGUUGCUAAGUCCAUUGAUUUGAAAAGGAAGAUGGAUCCGCUAACGAUCUUUUUUAGUGUCAGUAUUACGUUGACUCUCGAAAAGCGCUGCGCCACGUCGAGCUUCUAAAGUCUACCGUGCAACUGGACUUCGUGCCACCCGCGCUAGACCAGCAGACGCGACACACUUUGGAUCUGGAAACGCAAGUGAAGCAGCUGACUCGGGGCCUCAUAGAGGUGCAGCGGAAAACCAAAGCUGGGCGCCGUGAGUUUGAGGAUUAAAAGACUCAAAGGCCCGGGGAAGGAAAAUGUGGUCAAAGGUAACGGGGGAAAGGGAUGAAUCUCAGGCGAGGAUUGACAAAGAGGAGAGGUACCUUAUUCAAAGCUACGGCUUUAUAUCGCCGUGCUCAUCAAAUAUGAGGAGUACAUCGAAGCAAAAUGUGGAGAUGCUUGAGCUAAUAAUUGCUGAAGCCACAGCAGUGAAAGAGGAACGGUCAGAGAAUUUGGAUAAAUAUACUUCACUGCAUACAGAGUUGCAGGUUAUGUAUAGCUCGUUAUCUGAUGGACGUACGGACGGUGAGAGUAUAAAUGUUCAUUGCAUCCGAAAAGCUUGAGUAG